Salvia miltiorrhiza (redroot sage) is the source of this 3218-nucleotide messenger RNA. RefSeq names its product increased DNA methylation 1-like. Bases 173 to 3040 code for a protein of 955 amino acids. Gene Ontology annotation, biological process: negative regulation of DNA-templated transcription. NCBI's taxonomy places the organism in Eukaryota, Viridiplantae, Streptophyta, Magnoliopsida, Lamiales, Lamiaceae. The transcript is spliced from 9 exons. The record is from RefSeq and is a predicted model, not a curated record. Gene Ontology annotation, molecular function: DNA binding; transcription corepressor activity; acyltransferase activity, transferring groups other than amino-acyl groups.
GUAAAUCGCUGUCCCUAAAAUCCCCCAUUACACUUUAAAAAAAUACUAAACCCUGUCUGCCCCUCUCUCUCUCUGCAGAAGCUACAGCAUAUAGAUACAGCUAAUCUGUACGCAUCGCCUCCGUUACAUUUUUCUGCGCAUAUUUCCUCUGCUCCAUUGGAAAUAGUAAAAAAUGUCGAUUGAGGUGGGAGAAGGGAGCGGAGAAGUUGAAGAUGAGUUGAUUGAUCUGAACAAGGAACCACCGGUUGAGAGGAAAAGAAAAAGGGCUGAGAAGAGUAAUACGAAUCAUAAGGGGAAUGAGGGGGCUGAUGGUCUGCCUAAAACUGGUAGGGUUUUGAGGUCAAGAACGGUUGCCAUGAGUGAUGGUGAAAAACAAGUGAUUAAGAUGGAAAUAGUGAAUAUGGACGACAAGGACGAACCGCAAGUGCCGGUGAUGGAGUCUGUGGGUAAAAAAAAGGCGACUGUUUCAAAGAAAAAGGGUAAAAAGAAGGGUAGGCGGGGUAGACCUCCCAAAACAGAAAUUAAAUGUGAGGUUUCCUUGUCGAGUAAUCAGAAGAAGAGGCGGGGGAGGCCCCCCAAAGAGAAAGUUAUAAAUGGUGUUUCGCCUUCAGGUAAUAUGAAGAGUUCAGGUAAUAUGAAGAGGGCUAGGCGCGGGAGGCCUCGGAAAGUAGAUAGUGAAUGUGUGGCUUUCUCAUUGGAUAAGAAACAUUUGCAACAGAAGAAGGUUGAUACUAGAAGUAAUGGGGGUGGUAGAGGUCGAGGAAGGCCAAGUAUUGCGCAAAAGGGGGAAAGGUCGCUAAAGGCAGCGAAUGAGGAUGUAGGGUUGGCAAUCAAGAAUAAAAAUGUCAAGAGAGGUAGAGAACGUAACGGAUCUGGAGAUAGGGUUCAGUCAAAGAGAAUAAAGGUUGGCACAAGUGAUUUGACGGAUGGUGUUGUGCAGCAGAAAAAGAACAAACAGGCAAAAAAACACGCUGAAGGUAAGGAAAUGGGUUUAAGGGAACGGAAGCAAUUAAUUAGGGAUCAAAUAGUUGCUAUGCUUAAGAAGGCUGGAUGGUCUGUUGAAUACAGGCAGAGACUAACCAAAGAGUACCAGGAUGCUGUCUAUGUUGACCGGGAUGGAAGAACUCACUGGUCGGUGACAUUGGCUUAUAGGAAGCUUAAGGAGAAGAUUGAUAAGGGAGACGCGGAUGAUAAUGAUGUUUUAGCAUUUACUCCUAUCCCAGAGGAGACACUUAGGAUGCUGUUCAGAGUCACCGAGCAAGGCAAAAAGAAAGGUAAAAAGAAGAAUGCCACAGGAAGGACUAUCAAAAGAGCUACUAAGAAGGAGUCAUCAUCUAAAAGUAGAUCAUCAGAUGGGAAGGUUAAAUCAAGACGGACUUUGUUGGCUCGUAAACCUAGGAAUGGAUCUGAUUAUGAGUUAUAUGAAGGAAAACGCACUUUGCUUGCGUGGAUGAUUGAUUUGGGAACUGUACCUCUUGGUGGAAAGGUGGAGUAUAAGAGAGGAAGGAGUAAACGGAUGCUACUUGAGGGGAAGAUCACGAAGGACGGAAUCUGUUGUGAUUGCUGUAAUAUAACUCAUACAAUACAGGGCUUUGAGUCUCAUGCUGAAAAGACACCUGGAAAAUCAUUUCGGAAUAUAUAUUUGGAUUCAGGGAAUUCUCUGCUCCAGUGCUUAGUAGAUUCCUGGGAAAAACAUGUGGAAACUGAUAAGAUUGAAUUUGUUUGUGUGGAUGUGGAAGGGGAUGAUCCAAAUGAUGACACGUGUAAUGUGUGUGGCGACGGUGGUGACUUGAUCUGUUGCGAUGGUUGUCCAUCGACUUUCCAUAACAGCUGUUUGCGUAUUGAAAUUCCUUCUGGAGAUUGGUACUGUGUUUUCUGUUCAUGCAAGUUUUGUGGGACUGCAUGUGAAAGUACCUCAACCAGUGACGAUGAACACAAUUUAUCGUCUGAAUUGUUGGCAUGCCGUCUAUGCGAGGAAAAAUUUCACUUGCAUUGCACCAACGAGACAAUAGCUGAAGAUUUUCAUGAUGAAAAUAAUUCCUUUUGUGGGAAACAAUGCUUAAUGAUCAUGGAUCGGUUACAGGAUCUUCUUGGUGUUAGACAUGAAAUGGGAGAAGAAUUUUCCUAUACCAUUCUUCAGCAUCGUGUUAUUAGUGAUGACACAUCGCUUUUUGGUAAUUCCUUAAAGAUAGAAAGCAAUUCCAAGUUGGCUGUUGCUUUCUCUGUUAUGGAUGAAUGUUUUGAGCCUAUCAUAGAUGAGCGAAGUGGAACCAAUAUGAUUCAUAAUGUUGUCUACAGCUGCGGGUCCAAUAUUAGACGGUUGAAUUAUGAUGGAUUUUAUACAAUCGUUCUAGAGAAGGGUGAUGAUCUUGUCUCGGCAGCAUCAAUAAGAAUCCAUGGGAAACAGUUAGCAGAGAUGCCUUUUGUUGGAACUCGAUUCAUGUAUCGGCGUCAAGGGAUGUGCGGCCGGCUUUUAACUGCAGUUGAAACGAUUCUUUCCACUCUUGGUGUCGAGAAACUGGUAAUACCCGCCAUAUCUGAACUUAACGAGACAUGGACGAAAGUAUUUGGCUUUCUUCCCCUUGAAGAUUCAAAGAGGCAAGAAAUGAAGUAUAUGAGCAUGAUCGUGUUCCCAGGGGUAGACAUGUUGCAGAAACCAAUAUCAGGCCAAAACGAGUCUGCAGCGACUGGAUGCAUUGAAAUCAGACCUGAGCAUCAUGACAUCCAGGAAGACACUGUAUCUGGUUCAGAUGAUCAUGCUGAAGCUGCAGCUCAAGAGAAGCAAGGCAAGAACAAUGGAUGCCGAGCUGCAUCAAACGUAGAUGGCGGAGAUGAUGUUGUUGAUGGCGAACCUUCUCAAAAUGGGGUUUGUCUCGACAACACCGAUGCACCCAAAGAGGAGAGCCUUCCUCCCAAAGCCGAUACAGGUAUUGACUGCAACGUCGAAGCACCGGAGUCGGUUGAGGAAUCCAAUGCCUGUGGUGGUGGUGGUGGUGGUGGUGAGGGGGUUUUAUCAAAUGGGAAUGACUGUAAAUUGUAGUGGCAUGGUGUUAUGAGGGGAAAGUGAAGCUGGAGCUUACUUUUUUGCAAUUCCCUUGAUUAAUAUAACCCUGAGUAAAUAGGGGUUGAUUUUUCUCGACAUUUUGGAUGAGAUGUCUAGAUUAACUUGUAUAGAAUAUUAAAUAUCUCCUUUUUUGAAUGUAUAUCUUUUUGAGGAA